CUACCUAUUCAAGACAUGGAUAUCAAAAACUCACCACCCAGCCUUCAUUCUCCUGCCUCCUACAACUGCAGUCAGUCUGUCUUACCCUUGGAGCACGGCCACCUCUACGUCCCUUCCUCCUACGUAGAGAGCCACCAUGAAUACCCCGCCAUGACCUUCUACAGCCCUGCCAUGAUGAAUUACAGCGUCCCCAGCGGUGCCAGUGAGGUGGACCGUGGGCCGGGGCGACAGACCGCAAGUCCAGAUGUGUUGUGGCCGACUCCUGGCCACCUGUCUCCUUUAGCGAUCCGUUGUCAGUCGUCACUUCUGUACCCAGAACCUCAGAAGCCUUCCUGGUGUGAAGUGCGAUCGCUGGAGCACACUUCGCCUGUGAACAGAGAGGCCCUGAAGAGGAAGGUUAGUGGAGACAGUUGCGCCAGCCCCGUGACAAGUUCGAAGAAGGAUGCCCGCUUCUGUGCUGUCUGCAGCGACUACGCGUCGGGAUAUCACUACGGAGUCUGGUCGUGUGAAGGGUGUAAGGCCUUCUUUAAAAGGAGCAUUCAAGGACAUAAUGACUAUAUUUGUCCAGCUACAAAUCAGUGCACCAUAGAUAAGAACCGGCGCAAAAGCUGCCAGGCCUGCCGACUUCGGAAGUGCUAUGAAGUAGGGAUGGUGAAGUGUGGCUCCCGGAGAGAAAGGUGUGGGUACCGCAUAGUGCGGAGACGGAGAAGUUCCGGUGAGCAGCUUCACUGCCCGAGCAGAGCCAGGAAGAAUGGAGGCCCUGUGACGCGUGUCAAGGACGUGCUGCUGAGCGCCCUGAGCCCGGAACAGCUGGUGCUCACCCUGCUGGAGGCAGAACCACCCCACGUGCUGGUGAGCCGCCCCAGCUCGCCCUUCACCGAGACUUCCAUGAUGCUGUCCCUCACCAAGCUGGCCGACAAGGAAUUGGUGCACAUGAUCGGCUGGGCCAAGAAAAUCCCCGGCUUUGUGGAGCUCAGCCUGUUGGACCAAGUGCGGCUCUUGGAGAGCUGCUGGAUGGAGGUGUUAAUGGUGGGGCUCAUAUGGCGCUCGAUCGACCACCCCGGCAAGCUCAUCUUUGCCCCAGACCUCGUGCUGGACAGGGAUGAGGGGAAAUGCGUAGAAGGAAUUCUGGAAAUCUUUGACAUGCUCUUGGCGACAACUUCGAGGUUCCGUGAGCUAAAGCUGCAACACAAGGAGUACCUCUGCGUGAAGGCCAUGGUCCUGCUCAACUCCAGUAUGUGCCCUCUGGCUGCGGCCGCCCAGGAGGCCGAGAGCAGCCGGAAGCUGACUCACCUGCUGAACGCCGUGACCGACGCUUUGGUCUGGGUGAUCGCCAAGAGCGGCAUCUCGGCCCAGCAGCAGUCCGUCCGCCUGGCCAACCUCCUGAUGCUCCUCUCCCACGUCAGGCAUGCCAGUAACAAGGGCAUGGAACACCUGCUCAGCAUGAAGUGCAGAAACGUGGUCCCGGUGUACGACCUGCUGCUGGAGAUGCUGAACGCCCACACGCUGCGCGGGUACAGGCCCUCGGCCACGGGGCCCGGGCCCGGCCCGGCAGAGGACAGGAAGGACGCAGAGGGGCCCCAGAACCCGCAGUGA
Molecule: messenger RNA, 1596 nt
Organism: Lepus europaeus (European hare)
Lineage: Eukaryota; Metazoa; Chordata; Mammalia; Lagomorpha; Leporidae
Gene: ESR2
Product: estrogen receptor 2
Exons: 8
Coding region: 16-1596 (526 amino acids)
Biological process (GO): cellular response to estradiol stimulus; estrogen receptor signaling pathway; regulation of DNA-templated transcription
Cellular component (GO): nucleus
Molecular function (GO): zinc ion binding; nuclear receptor activity; nuclear estrogen receptor activity
Source: RefSeq, a predicted model, not a curated record